AUGAAUUCAGUUUAUCGUCAUUUGCUGGCUUUAAAUUUCACGAAUAACUUAACAAGAUUUAUCCAAAAGGCAAAUCAAUCAGCAUCAAUGCAUUUUCCAGCAAUUUCUUAUUUUGCAAGAGUCACUCAGCCACAAAUGCACUCCUGGAACUGUAUCAAUCAGGAUCGAAAGAAAAUUCGUAAUGUUCGAGGUUGCGUUCCACCAGAAAAUGAAGAUAAGAAAAUUUUCAAUCAGGAAUCCGAAAUGAAAUUGAUUGACAAAAAUUUUGAAUUGAUUGAAAAUCUGAAGAAAUGUUAA
This is a messenger RNA of Clunio marinus, 297 nucleotides long. The record is from the annotation of a GenBank genome assembly. NCBI's taxonomy places the organism in Eukaryota, Metazoa, Arthropoda, Insecta, Diptera, Chironomidae.